Lacerta agilis (Sand lizard) is the source of this 416-nucleotide messenger RNA. Its product is annotated as small nuclear ribonucleoprotein E-like. Gene Ontology annotation, biological process: spliceosomal snRNP assembly; mRNA splicing, via spliceosome. Bases 93 to 380 code for a protein of 95 amino acids. Lineage: Eukaryota; Metazoa; Chordata; Lepidosauria; Squamata; Lacertidae. The transcript is spliced from 2 exons. Gene Ontology annotation, molecular function: RNA binding. The record is from RefSeq and is a predicted model, not a curated record. Gene Ontology annotation, cellular component: U1 snRNP; U2 snRNP; precatalytic spliceosome.
GCGAGGAGGGAGAGGAGUUGACCGUUGGCUGCCCCGUCCCACCUAAGUAGGGCUCAUCCUGUCGGGGGUCUUUCCCAGCCCAGCUGCCGGCCAUGGCGUACCGCGGGCAAGGCCAGAAGGUGCAGAAAGUGAUGGUGCUGCGGCCCAUCAACCACAUCUUCAGAUACCUACAGAAUAGGUCCAGAAUUCAGGUGUGGCUGUAUGAACAGGUGAACAUGAGGAUAGAAGGCUGUAUUAUUGGAUUUGAUGAAUAUAUGAACUUGGUUCUGGAUAAUGCUGAGGAGAUUCACUCCAAGGCAAAAUCAAGAAAACAGCUGGGUCGAAUCAUGUUAAAAGGAGACAAUAUUGCUCUUCUGCAGAGUGUUUCUAACCAGAAAUAGCUAUUGAGUCUGUUUUGCUUAUUAUUUUAAUCUUUA